Messenger RNA from Esox lucius (northern pike), 1822 nucleotides. RefSeq names its product guanine nucleotide binding protein-like 3 (nucleolar)-like (gene gnl3l). The coding region runs from base 94 to 1800 and encodes 568 amino acids. The transcript has 15 exons. NCBI's taxonomy places the organism in Eukaryota, Metazoa, Chordata, Actinopteri, Esociformes, Esocidae. The record is from RefSeq and is a predicted model, not a curated record. Gene Ontology annotation, cellular component: nucleolus. Gene Ontology annotation, molecular function: GTP binding.
CCAAUAUUCUUGGAUGCCAUCUGCAACAAAAACCCACUGAAGAAGAAGACGCUGGUUCCAUCAUCCACCUCGUUCUUUACCACAUGUGUAAUCAUGUCUAAGGCCAAACAGAAGCGAGCGAAAAAACUUUUCCAUGGAAAACACAAGGUCAAAGAGGGAGAACAGACUGAUGCUCAAAGAGGGACUAGAAGUUCUGAGCUGUCCAUUUUACGCCAUCCCAAAGAGCAUGGAAAACCUGAAGAAAUCAGGAAGAAAAGGGUUCAGGAGCUCCAAGAAAAGCAGAGAUUGUCAAGAGAGCAGGAGCUAAUGAAGCGGAGAAGUCUGGACAGUUUUCAGAAAGACAUUCUUCAGCGACAAAGAACAUUUGAACAGCGGGAAACUGAAAUGCAGAAUUUAGAAAAGCAUGUCAAUUUUGAAAAUGAGAAUUCAAGAAAGGCGUACUACAGGGAAUUCAAAAAGGUGGUGGAGGCCUCUGAUGUCAUUUUGGAGGUUCUGGACGCCCGUGAUCCUAUUGGUUGCCGUUGUCCUCAAGUGGAGCAGGCUGUCAUUCAGAGUGGCACUGACAAGAAAAUAGUCCUAGUGCUUAACAAGAUAGACCUGGUGUCCAAGGAGAUUGUGGAGAAAUGGAUCAAGUAUCUUCGCAAUGAAUUUCCCACUGUGGCUUUUAAAGCCUCAACACAGCAACAGAAUAAAAAUUUGAAGCGAAGCAAUGUCCCAGUGACUCAGGCCACCACUGAUCUUCUGAGUAGCAGUGCCUGUGUCGGUGCCGAGUGCCUGAUGAAGCUUCUGGGAAACUACUGCCGCAACCUAGACAUCAAGACGGCGAUCACUGUUGGUGUGGUUGGCUUUCCCAAUGUUGGAAAGAGCAGUCUGAUAAACAGUUUAAAGCGGGCACGUGCAUGCAAUGUUGGAGCCACACCCGGCAUAACCAAGUGUCUUCAGGAAAUACACUUGGACAAGCACAUCAAGCUUUUAGAUUGUCCUGGCAUUGUCAUGGCAACCUCGUCGACAGAUGCAGCCAUGAUCCUUCGGAAUUGUGUGAAGAUUGAACAGCUCGUAGACCCUUUACCUCCAGUUGAAGCCAUCUUAAGACGCUGCAAUAAGACACAGAUCAUGGAACACUACGGGGUUCCAGACUUCCACACUCCUCUAGAGUUCCUGGCUUUGUUGGCACGGCGGCAGGGCAAGUUGAGGAAAGGAGGAGUGCCUGAUAAUGACAUGGCAGCAAAGAGUGUCCUAAUGGACUGGACUGGGGGUCGGAUCAGUUACUUUACACACCCCCCGGAGACACACACUCUUCCCACACAUGUCAGUGCUGAGAUUGUGGCCGAGAUGGGUAAAGCUUUUGACUGGGAGGAACUGGAGAAGGGAAACCAGGAAGCUCUUGCUGUGUCUGCUUGUCCUGAUGUCCAAAUGGGUUUCUGCAUGGCAACAUCUGGAAUGACCCAGGGAGGUCAAGAAGAAGAAUCUUGUGACCGGGAAAUGGAAAGUGGAGUUCUAAAUGAUGUAGAGUCCAAGGGCGAAAUUGAAUCCAUGGACGAUGGGCAGGACUCUGAGUUUGGACCUAUGACUGUGGAGCUAAAAGGGGUAAAGGUAAAGACAGGUGGUUCAGGUGACACUGCAACCCCGAAAACCCUGGAUUUAAAAGAUAUCUUGAAAGUAGACCCACUUCAUCAGGGCCAAGCACUAAAAGCCGCUGGAAAGAAGAGGAAGAAGCAACAGAAAAGAGCUGACAAAAUUGCUACCAAACUUUCAGACAGCCUGACGACAGCAAUGAACUUUGCAUUUUCAGAUGGAUGAAAAAUAAAAUGUCAUGAAUGAC